Schistocerca cancellata (South American locust) is the source of this 2095-nucleotide messenger RNA. Its product is annotated as serine protease gd-like. Gene Ontology annotation, molecular function: serine-type endopeptidase activity. The record is from RefSeq and is a predicted model, not a curated record. Gene Ontology annotation, biological process: proteolysis. The transcript is spliced from 9 exons. Bases 83 to 1588 code for a protein of 501 amino acids. NCBI's taxonomy places the organism in Eukaryota, Metazoa, Arthropoda, Insecta, Orthoptera, Acrididae.
CAGCAGGUGUUAACAGCUCAGAAGCUCAGUAGGGCAGCCGACGCGCGGAAGGGAGCACGUGCCUCUUCGCGCCACAAGCAACAUGCGGUUCACGGACGACGCGUUCUGGCUGUGCCUGCUGGGCUCGGUGGUGAUGACGGCCACUCUGGAGGUGCCCAACUCUCCGUGUCCAGAUGCCUUCCGCUACCUGCAAGGCGCAGAUGGCUACUGGUCGGGGCUGGUGCGGGUCCCUGCCCCCAGCGGGCUGCCAAUGAAGGUCGUCACAGAGCUCUACCUCAAGGCAGCACUGCCCAGUAAGUUUUCUGGCCGCCUGACGUUGCGCCUUGGGAAGGAUGAGGUGCUGCGUCAAAUGCGGAUGGGCGUGCUCCAGGACAUAGACUACAAGUUGCUGUUUCCGCUGCGCAGCCCAUUACCGGAGGUUAAACGCAUAACGGCCAACAAUGUCAUUGUCUGCGAGGGACCACCAGUUAGAGCAAGCACGCUGACAACCAUAAGGUUGGAGCAUUCACUCUUCCCAGUGGUAGCACCUCUGUCACCUGGCAAGCACCCAGCAACUGGAUCAGGAAGACCACAACAGGGAGGAAUGGACCCUGAGUACCCAGACACUAAUGGACCAUUUUCCGCAGUGAAGCCACCAUCUGAGGACACAGGAGGUUUUGUGCAUCCAAACAACCCAUUCUUUUUCACAAAGCCACCUAGAGCAACUACUGUGCCACCUGCAACACCUCCACCUUGGCAAAACAGAGCUCCUGACACAGGAUCAAUCAGUUGUGGAAGGCCGAUAGUUCCUGUUGAACUUGUCCUGAAUGGAAAUCGUACUUCAAGAGGAGAAUGGCCAUGGAUUGCAGCUAUAUUCACAGUCACAAGCAUUGGACAAGAAUUUGCUUGCAGCGGUAGUCUCUUGAACCGAAGGACUGUCAUCACAGCUGGGCAUUGCAUCAAGUACCGUGAUAAUCCGGCACUCACACCAAAGGAUCUUGUUAUCUACCUCGGAAAGUACGAGGUGCGGCGCUUCGCAGAGCCUUACAGCCAGGUUAGAGAGGUGUCAGAAAUAUAUCUCCAUCCAGACUACAACAGUAACAACUUUGAUGCUGAUAUUGCUAUGAUCAUACUGCGGGAUCCUGUUGAGUACACCCGUUAUGUUCUUCCGAUUUGCCUGUGGAAUCAACAUUCAUCAUUAAACCAUAUAAUUGGUCAAAUUGGAGUGGUUGUUGGUUGGGGCCGGGAUGAACAUGGCAACAGAGUGACUGAUUUUCCACGCAAGACAAAUGUUCCUGUUGUGUCCAGAGAAGACUGCAUAAACAGUCGGAAGGAUUUUGCCCUCAUCACCUCUGAGCGGACAUUCUGUGGAGGAUUUCGGAAUGAUACAGGGCCCUGUUCAGGUGACAGUGGAGGUGGUCUCUUCCUUCCCUCUGAUCCAGGGCGAGGAAGUGAUACACAAUGGUUUCUGCGUGGAAUUGUAAGCCUCUCACUACUUGAUCCCGAAACACAGAGCUGUGACUUGAGGCAAUACAUUGUAUUCACAGAUGUUGCAAAAUUCCAGGACUGGAUUUUGCAAAUAGCACAGAGACUAGGAGAUCAACCAUAACAUAAAUGUGAUUGCCUCUUAUGUUCAGGUGAUCCUGAAAACUAAGAGAAUAUAGUGACUGUUGUAUCUAAACUUAAUUGUAUUUAUUGUAUUUUCAAGAAGACAAAAGCCAUGACUAUGGUUACAUACUGUGCUGUGAAAACUGAUGACACACAUUAGUGAUUAUGGCUGAUGUGUUCAGCACUGUAUAUGUUCCAGGAAGAAUAUGAUCUCAGUAGCAAUUUGAAAGAAAGUGUGUGUGCCGUACAAAGAAGUAUGUGUGCCAUACAAAGUACAAAAGUUGAUGGAAGCUAUAGAUAGUGCUUUGCCAUACAUGUUAAUAAACUGAAACCAACCUGUAAUUCUAUUAUGGUUACUAAAUGUGCAUUUGAUUUGCUGUAGAAGAAAAUCAGUUUUUUUGAGCCUCUAGUUGCUAAACCUUACUAUGGCCUCUAUGUAAGAUUCUCCAGAACAUUGAACUCAGGAUGUAAUUUGUAGAUUUUUAAAAAUUAAAACCUCAUGAAAUUA